Messenger RNA from Aphanomyces invadans, 1206 nucleotides. RefSeq lists its product as hypothetical. Gene Ontology annotation, molecular function: protein binding. The record is from RefSeq and is a predicted model, not a curated record. Lineage: Eukaryota; Oomycota; Saprolegniomycetes; Saprolegniales; Verrucalvaceae. The annotation marks the transcript as partial. The transcript is spliced from 10 exons.
CCAUGUCCGUGACAUUGUAUGUGAAGAACGAGGCGCACUCGGUGCCACUGCAAUUUGACGUCCACGAUAGCAUUGCUGCUGUAAAGGCAGCAUAUCAAAAGAGCGGCAAAGUUCUCGGUCGCGCGGAUUACAUUGUGUUGUUGCAUAAAGGCAAGGAGCUUCAAGAUGAGAAGUCGAUUGCAGAGCAUGGCAUUUCCGAUGGUGCCGUUCUCGUACACAUCGAAACCCUUCAUGAACCGUUCCACGGCGUGAACUACGAACAUCUCGCGGAUGCUAUCAAGCAGCGCCGAAUGCAUGAACACUCCAAUUUGCGCAUGAUGCAGCAAGACAAUAUUUGGGCUGCAGGUGAAGAUGGAACGGUUCACCAGCUUGGCUUUGAUAAGAGCAUUAUCUCGCGCAUGUCGACAAAGCCAAGUGCGCCGCCACCGUCGAAAGCAAGCGGUCGCACGUUUUUUAACCAACUGUCCGUCCUCGUGAAUGGUUGCAGCUACCACGUCCUCCCAAGCAUGGAAGGGCGGUGGAACGGUGAGCUGACCUCGAUUCCUCCACAUGACGAAGGCACACAAGUGUGUUCGUCGGAACUUGUCUAUCGUGAAGAAGGCGCGUGGCACUUGCGACAAAUGCGCACUUCCAUCAGUGGGCUCUCAACUACGCAGUAUUGCUGGAUCAAGCCGGCCGCCGAUGGCAUUUUGAAGUUGGAAACAGACGACCCGAGCUUGCGUGGCAGCGACAUCACGAUGCAGGAGGUCGGGCUCAACAUUUUGAUCAUCACGGCCACUUCCAAGCGCACAGGUCGCCCAGUGUUGGUGGAAACAAUCACAUCGAUCGACAACGCUCGCCGCCUGCGCACCGUCCAGCGCUUCGACGAGACGGGCGGGUUCCGGUCGGUAUACAUCAUGAAUGAAAAGCGCGUGGUGGAUGCCGUGUCCGGCGCCAUGGAGCGAUUUGAUGCCUCCAACAUGGGGUUUUAGCAAUGAUCGCAUAUAUGAAUGACAAGACAUCGUAGCAAAGUGUGGACUCUUCAUCAUGCGUGUUGGCGUUGCUGGUGGGAUGAGAAGCGAUUCUUGAGGGAGUCACACGGAUCCAUGCGUCCUAGUGAGGGUUCGCCGACGCAUAGAGGAAUCCGUCUUCGACAUGAGGGAGUGGCGUACAUGCAUCUUUGGAAUGUACCGACGUAGCAAGUGUCGUACCAGGACGGGACUAGGA